AUGGCGGAAAAUUUGGAUUUAGAGAAGUGGAAAUAUUGGUGUAAUAUUUUGAGUGUUAACAGCGACAUUUGUGUUUCUUGUGUCAAAUGGGAUGAUGUGGAAAGCGCUCUUAUUGGUUUGAAAUUAUUUACAAAAGAUGAAGAAUACAGGUAGAAUUGUUGAGCCUUUAUAAAAACUGAAAAACAUAGAUUCAUAAAUAUAUAUUUUCAGCAUACAGUAUUUUCCCAGUUUCCGACGGUGAAGAGUUUCAAGCUAUAUUUCACCACAGUUUCACCAUUUAAGAUACCUAGAAGCAGUGUUGUAAGUAAAUUCGUUACAAGUAACGAAAUUACAAGUAAUCGUUACUUUUUUAGGUAACUGUAAGUCUGUAACAGUAACAGUCAAAUUGAAUGUAAAUGUAAAUCCCCCUCCCCCCCCAACCAGGGAGGGGCGGGGAUUUUGACUUAGAGGGAUAGUAGAAGAGGGAAAUUGUCCUCGCCCCCAGGGAAAGGGUAAUUAAUCAAUGUCCCCGCAUGUCUGAUGUCUCUGAACCCCGGUAAAAUAGUAUUAAUGCAUUAUACUCAAAAUUUCAACUAGUUUCAUAAAGAAUAAUGAAAGAUAUAAUUGAUUGAAUACAUCAAAAUGGAUUUCUAUUCGGACAACCCUUUCUGAGCGCUGAUUGGCUAAAAUACGAACACGAGAUCACCUGGAGUAUAUAGCCUGCUCGCCAACGUUGUAUUUCUUAUUGCCAAGUGACGAAAAACUAACGUCUGCUGACCCGAGCUGCACAUUCCAUUCCCUCUGAUCAACCAAUCACAGCGAACCAUCUAUAUUUUGGAGAGUGACGUCAGUUGGUUUAGGUGUGGAAUAAAGGGGCGCCCCCCCCCCCACUUUUUUAGGUUGGGGUGGCCUAAAUGUCCCCCCCCUCCCACUUUUUAACAAUGAUUAAAGACCAUGUAAAGUCUGUUCUGCGCAUACGUUCUGUGCAGAAUGUAAUUUGUAUCUUUUGAACUUUCUUGAAUUGAAUCUCUAGUCUGUAUUCAUAAAAAUUUACAAGCUUAGUGAACCAGAAGAGUGUUAAAAAUUCAGUAUAAUAUAUAUCUAAUCAUAUUUUACAACUGUAGCACUGCAUGAGUUCAAAAUGUAAACAAAGUGUUUGUUUACAUUACGGACUUUACAUGGUCUUUAAUAAUAAACCACAAAUUAAAUUAAUUGAUAUUAUUUUAGUUUCAGUUAAGAGAUAUUUUAUGACAUUAUGUUAUGUUUAGAACUCUGUAAAUCUCCUUCUAAUCUCUGUAAAUUCCAUUCCUUAGAAUGCAACCCACCUUUGGCAGGCGCUAAGUGUGCCCUCCCCACUUUUAGAGCCAUGGGCGUACCGGAAGGAAAAAAAAUUAGGGGGGUGGAAAGAAAUUUGCCCGAAAUUUUUCCGGAACAAAUUAAUUUUGGUGAGAUUUUUCGGAACAUCAUACAAAUUUUUCAGACAUCACAAAAUUGACCACAGAAUUGACAGAAUUGCCCAACAAACUGGGGUUGCCCCCGCCAGGUACGCCCAUGUUUAUAGCCGCUCCGGCACCCCUGUUUAUGAAUAUGGGGACACAUUACAACCAAAACUGACCACUUUCCCCACUAAAUCCUCUGCCCCUCCCCCACCAAAUCCCCUGCCCCUCCCCAGGGACAGGAACUCUUUCAGCCCUUUUUCGACUUCAAUUGUUCAGAAAAUUCCUUAAUAUUUAACGCGUUUCCAGCAUUCCGGGGCCCCCUCUGGGCAUGUUGGGCCCCCUUUUUUACUUUUCUUUUUUUUGGGGGGGGGGUGUUACACCCCUCACACCCCAGUAGUUCCGACCCUGUAUAAAAAUGGUUACUGGUGUAAGAUUUACUUUUGUAUUUUAUUAAUGUAGCCCUAGCUUUUUCACGUAUACAUGCCAUGUAUUUUCUUCUCGUUCUUUAAAAAACUCACUAACACGCUACACUUACAGUAUGAUAUCCUGAUAUUAUGUAUCUCAAGAUAUAUACGCGCAGUGAUUUAAUUAUUUAAAUCACUAUUAAUGAUUUAAUUUACAUUUUGGCUUAAAAUGGAACGAUAACGCGUUACUUCUCUGACCAACAUUUACGUUACCUUUUUCGUUACAUUUUCACCUUAAAAUUCUUUGCUUGCACAUGACGUCACUACGUGUCAUUAGGCGCCAUCUUGGUUGAUUUUAAAAUUUUGUCCAGCCGUUUACAUCGAAAUAGUUGAGUUGCUUUAAUAUUUUUGGUUUGUUUUGAAAACAUCUUACUGUAUAAUGGAUAGUUUAUACGAUUUCUGGCACAAUACGACAAAGAAUGAAGAAUAUAGAUUUUUAGUUGCCACGAAAAUCAACCAAGAUGGCGUCGAUUACAAAGAAAAUCAACCAAGAUGGCGUCGAUUACAAACGAGCAAUACAGUACUUGUUAUUUUCUUCACACAAUCAACUUUUAUUAUGUUAAUGUGGUCGAUAAUAAAACUGAUUUACUCUAAUAACUCCUGUCAAAUGCCUAAUUUACCGGCUUGCAGUUGGAUUAUCUUAUUCUUUACAGUAAUUUAACUGAACUCGUUGUCAAUGUAAUUAUUAAAACCUGCAGAUGUAACUUUAAACAAGUUACAAAAAAUUGAAAGUAACAUUUUAACUAGUUACAAAAAUCGUGAAGUAACUUUGUAACGGUAACUAGUUACAUUUUUUAUGUGUAAACUUUUACUGGUAACUACUGUAGUUCCCUUUUUGAGCAUGUAACUGUAACUGUAACUGUAACUGUAACUAGUUCAAAAAAUAAAUAACUUUUACAGCACUGCCUAGAAGGUUUCAGACAUCUUUACAGAUUACUCAUCACAAUGUCUCUAAGUAUUGUAUCUCAAAUUGUCCUACAUAUGCUUGGAAAUAUUAACCAGUCGCCAGACUGUAAAGGAAGUAAAGUAUUAUUUUUGUGUUGGGAACUUUUCCGUCGUAAAUGGCAGUUGCGCGGUAAUGAAGGCAGAGUACGUUUGAGAAUGGUUGCAUAACUUCCUCGAGGCCCCACCAUGGUUGGCGUCGAGCAGUUUUGAUAGUCUUCAGUUGUCUUGAUAGUCUUCAGUUGGUAGUUUUGAUAGUCUUGAUAAUGUUGAUAGUGUUGAUAGUCUACGUGAUCGUGAUUGUCUUGAUAAUCUCGUUAGUCUUGGUAUAGUCUUGAUAGUUUUAGUUGGUGGUCUUGAUAGACUUGAUAGUAUCAAGUGAUUGUCUUGAAACUCUUGAUAGUCUUAGUAUUCUUGGGUUUCAUAUGACGUUACAGAAGUGACGGGGAACUCUAAAACAAAACACAGUUAUCAGAGUGAGUCGAUGGUUCGUUAUAUGUAUUUGCCUUGUGUUUGGUGGCAAAUACAUGGAAUUUCGUAUCAUUUUCUCACUCCAGUACAGCAUAAACAUCAAUACAUUUAAGGUUGACCCCCCGUCAGAUUCAUUGCAUAAUGCCCUAGUGAAACUCGUGCAAGAAUUCCCCGUAGUCUUGAUAGUCUUGGCAAUCGUGUAAGUUUUUAUAGUCGUGGUAGUCUAGUCUCCAUAUUCUUGGCAGUCUUAGGGUCUUGAUAUUCUUUGUAGUCUUAAUAGUUUUUGGUAGCUUUCAUUGGUAGUCUUAGUUGUUUUAGGUGUUACUUUUAUGCGUUGGAAUGGGAAAUGUUUGGAUUAAUUUACAGUAAUAAAACAUGAGCUUCUUGCAUCUUAUAGGUCCCGUAUUACAGAAAACAUCGUAGAGCAGUGCAGAAAUUUCAUUGAAAACUCGCGUGUUUUAGAUUUUGAUAAGUGCUGUAAUAUUCAAGUAGAUGCUUUUCAUUUGCUACGAAAUUGUUGUGUUGGUUCAAAGAAAAAUCAAGACUACGUUAUGUAGGUGAUAACUCAACGUAUAGAACUCGCAACAAAACCUCAGAGUCAGAGAAAUUUCGAUACUAUGAUGAUUAUUUUACUUGUCUUUUGAAUAGCAAUGGACAUCGCUAGAAGAAAUGCAAAAUUUUUAAAUUAUAGAAAUUAGUUCCUGACAUUAUUAUGCAUGUUCGACUUUUUGUUGUCAGUGAAUGCAUGCAGUGCAUGCUGUGCCCACAUUAUACAGUAGAAAGCUACAUUUAGAUUUUAGCAAUAUCCAAUUUUUUGUAUGCUAUACCUAUAUCCGGUUUUCCAUAUUAAUAUGAACAAUCAAUCUUUUAAAUUGGUCGUGUGAUGGUUGUUAUUGUCCUUACCAGGUCUCGUGGAUUGCUAUCUACUGUAAUUGAAAUAUUGGAACAAGUUCUAAAACUUUAUCAAGAUUCAGGUAAGUGCACUCGUUUGCUGUCUUGCGUUUGUCCAUGAACUGUGUUUUUAUAUUUUACUGUAGGCUUCUAUUCAUCCAUAUACCCAUUCAUUUAUUUACUUAUCUAUGUAUAUAUAUAUUGUUCGUUUUUCUUUUAAUUGCUUUGCGUUCGAAUAUUUCAUAUUUUAAGUCAAACUGUGGAAACCCAAUGACUAAUGAUUUUAUGCAUUCCGAGUUUAUGUUUGUUGCCUUUAACUUAUGCAGAUGUAGAUUGCGUGAAACAGGUUCUUUCCUCAGGGAUUCAAUUACUGGGUAAUCUGGUCGUUGAACAUAGCAAGAAUCAAGAAACUGUUUGGACACGAUGUUAUCCUUACUUCUUUAUGUGAGUGGCAAUAUUUAACGGAAAUUUACAAAAUUUACAAUGUCGUUUGAAACUUAAUUAUUUGAGCCAGGGGCAUUUCGCCACACUUUAGUAGGUGUGUUUCUCUGAAAAACGGACGGAAAGUUUUGUGAUUUAAAUACUCUGCAAUAUAUCCAAGAAUUAUUUUCUUGGAUUUUUUUAUUUGGGGAUUUUACAAAUAAGGCAGGAUAUUAGUUUUUUAUUUUUGAAGAAAUGUACAGUACGAGGAUUUUUGAAGUAAUGUCAAUUUGUAUCUCAGUUUCUUAAUAAUUAACUUUUGCUCUAUUCUACAGACCCUGAUAAACCUAUACGAAUAUGAAAAGAAGGGGUCUGUUUAUAAGCUGGGAUAUAUUGUGCUGGUUAAAAAUGCUGGUGCAGGAAUGGUUAUGCAGUAUAUUAUAGUUCAGUAUAAUUAUAACGGUGUCCGCGACAAUGUGUCAGACAAUUAUGACAGUAUCAUUUUUAUCGUCUAGGAAAAUCAUGAGAUGCCGCUAUAACGAAGUCAAGAAUUAUAUAUGUAUGGUUAUCUACAACUGUAUGAGACAAAAAGCAAGGUGGUGUGGAGUUAAACACUGCAACUGAUAUUUAUGAUGGUUUCAUCAUGAUUUUUCAUUAUAAAUAUCAUGAGAUAUUCGUAUUUAUAUAAUAACCUUAAGAAUUCAAGCGAUUUCAUUGGUCGGGAAUCAUGAUCUAUUACAGGACAGACGCACGGAAUUACGUCACACAAACUUGGUUUUGUGCAACCAAUCACAAUUCAGCGCGUGACUUAAGCUAGCCAAUACCAUUUUCGUAUUUGUAUAGAUCAUGUACACGUGAUGUUUGUUUUUUCUUUUUAUUAUAUAAAACAAAUAGAUUUUUUCCUGUGUUUUUUUUGCUUUUUAUUAUAUAAAACAUUUUGCCGUUGUCUGUUUAGUUAUAGAUACACAGUAUAUGACAUGAUAAUGUGGUAUGCACCACAGUGGCAGUCAAUUUAUCCCGGGCGUUCUGUGACCCCCGUCCGCGAUCAUAUCAGAACAUGUCAGCGGCAUCUAGUAAAUUACUUAAAUAACAUCGCCCGAAGUUCGAAGGUUUUACCUUGAGGUUUUACUUUAAUUCCUCUUUAAUUCCCAAGGAAUUUUAUCGCUGAAAAUCGCUGAAUAUUUUACAUCUACAACUUUAGAAAGUGGAAAUAUUUUCAGAUGCAUGGGCCAUCAUUCGAAUAUUUACCAUCGAAGAACAAAUAUGACUGGUUUAUAGUUUAUUUUGUCUAAAAAUACAUUCCCAUGUACAUACAAAUUAAAUUACCUGCGAAAAUUCGCAAACUAACCCCUCUGAAAUUUGAGGUCUUUGACGUGGCUAGAAAAAACAAUAAAUGUCUUACCAUCUCUAUAUUGUAAUAUAUUCUCACUGCUCGCUUUCCCCGCACAAUACCUUUGACUGAGGGAAUUCAGAUUGGGGAUAAAUAAUUUUCAGCCAAAGGUAGAGUGCGGCGAAGCUAGGUCCGGAAGUGUCGCAGCCGAGGGGAGGUGGGUGGGUACCCAAAAAGUUUCAGUGCCGUCUUUCCCUUUCGGUGGUAAAUCCGCAAAUGCUCAAAAGCUACCGAUUCUGUGCUACUUUUAUACUGUCUGACAAUCACGUGGUGUAUAUGGAUGACUAACUGAUCAUCUCAUGCAUAAAUAUUCAAAGUAUACAUGUAUGGUAUUGUGAGAGAAAACUCCCAGUGAGAAUAUACUACAAAAUGUCAGCGGAUCCUUUUAUUUAUAUAUGUUUAUACCAGUAUAUAUUUAGAUUUUCUGCAUUUGUAUUUCAGCGCGCGAGUGCCGGUGGUGUGGUUGUUUAGGGCGUUCGCGCGUUCUCACAUGCUGCUAAUUGGCUGUUCAAAUCCCGCGAUGGCCAACCUUUUGUUUUUCGUUCUCGUAUUUUUUUCUGUAAGAUUUUUCCUAAGAUUGUCUUUAUACAAUACCUUUUGGUUAGAUUAGGGUUAGAGUUCGGGUCAGGUUUAUUUUUUAAGUGUGGAAUUACUAUACAACACAGUUUAAUAAGUGUGGAGGUACUAGACAACACAGGGGAGUUACUACUGUUUUAUUGUAAAUUACUAUUAUUAAAUUGCCCCUUCUUUCAAAAUUCGAUAAAUUGUUUUUUAGAAAUGUUAUUUCGCUGUCACUUUGGGCCAUUUUGUAGUUCGCGCCAAUUUUCAUAAUUUGCGCGCGAAUUCGAAUUGUGUUAAUUAAUGCUAAAUGUUGAGCUGCUGACAUGAUCUGAUUUGAUCGCGGACGGGGGUCACAGAACGCCCGGGAUAAAUUGACUACUCACUAGAGCUGGGCGCCGGAGCCGGAGCUCCGGCAUAUUUUGCCGGAGCCGGAGUUGGAAAACUCCGGCAAAAACUCGGGCAGACAAAAUUAUGAAAAAUUAUUUCAUAUUUCAACGAACAUUUUGCAUUAAAUGAGAAAAUUAAGUUGUUGUUUACUAAUAUAUUACUAUUUAUAUGUUGUUUUACUAUAUAUUACUAUGUGGUUUACUAUUAAUAGUGUUGUAAAAAGGUUUUUAAAAAAGAUAAAUUCUGAAAUUACACUGAAAUACUUUCGCCUGCUUCCACUUUUAAAUAUGGAAUUUCCUUAUAAAUUUCUUGCCGGAGCCGGAGUUUUGACUGCCGGACCCGGAGCCGGAGCUAAAAUAACCGGAGUUUGCACAGCUCUACUACUCACAUCAGUGACUCACUCUUCCCGGCGGCUCGUGGGCCACUUUUUUGUUCUUACCACAUUAUGACGUCAUACUGACAUCUAAUAACUGAACAGACAAAAUGUUAUCCAUAUGUAUUAAUUAUUCAAUAUAGGUUCUAUCAGCCUUUUUAUUUUUAGAGAGCCAUGAUUUGUUAGAGCAUAGACUCAUUUAACACUCCCCAAAACGUUUCGGUACUAGCUAAGUUUAACUCAGUUUAAUACGUAAAACAAACAGACACCACACGGUUAUUACGUCAUGUUGUAUAUUUUUAACUGUGUGAGCAUGCAGAUAAAGACAAAAUGUUAUAAAUUUCUUAAGCAUCAUGCAUGCAUAUUUCGCCAACAUUUAUUUUAUUUUCAUUUUACAUGUUUGAUUUGAUUCAAUUUAUCUUACUUUGGCAUCUUUGCAUCAAUUUAUUUACUAAAUUAUAUUCUUAGUUCUUUUACUGUUUUUUAUUGUAGAGCCGAAUUGUGCACGGCAUGCGAAGGACUUUCGCUUAUCACUGAUAUUGUUAAAAUGUGUUGUACAAACGAUGCCAACGUCGAAUGGGG
Molecule: messenger RNA, 7899 nt
Organism: Paramuricea clavata
Lineage: Eukaryota; Metazoa; Cnidaria; Anthozoa; Malacalcyonacea; Plexauridae
Source: the annotation of a GenBank genome assembly